Molecule: messenger RNA, 1995 nt
Organism: Neospora caninum
Lineage: Eukaryota; Apicomplexa; Conoidasida; Eucoccidiorida; Sarcocystidae
Exons: 6
Coding region: 1-1995 (664 amino acids)
Source: RefSeq, a predicted model, not a curated record
AUGCUGGACACUUCCUGCGUUGUCCCGUCAGGCGCAGCUUGCCAGGCGCCCUCGCCAGGCGCAACCCUUCGGCAAGUCGGCACGCAACCGACAGUGACAAAGUCUUUCCAGGCUCAGAUGCAAGCGCCAGGUUCUACGUUCUUGCCGCCGUCGCUGCCAAUGGCCGCCGGAGCCAAUGUGCACGCCGUGCUCGGCGGCGCGUGGGCCGGACAGAGCGUCUUCCCGCAGUCUCCGUGCGCGGCGCUCGGCAUGCCUGCAAGCCCUCUAGGCUCCUUCACCCAAAUCAACCUUCCUGAGGGCGUAGACAUUACUCAGAUGCAUCCCAUGAAGGAGACCAUCAUCAACGAGGUGCCGCCUUCUGAAGACUUGCCGGUGCUCUACAGCCACUCCAUGGAGAUGCAAGGCGUUGUGCCGUCUGGGCCUCUCGUUCCCACGAAUGUCCGACCUCCUCAAAACAUAGUCGCCGCUGGCCUCGGCCCAGCGGAAGUCCCCCAGAUGCUCACGGGUUCACCUUUCUUCCAUGCAGCGCCUUCGGCUCCUCAGUGUCCUCUCCUCAGCCCAGAAGCCCCGACCCUUGCGUAUCUUCAGCCGAUUGUCCAGCAGAAACACAUGCAGAAGCUGCUGGAAGAGCAAAACCGACAAAACUCAACCCUUGUUACUCCGCAGCAGGAGAUUCAGCGAGUCAUGAAUGUGGAAGCUCAGAAACAGGCUAACGGCGUGCGCAUGAUGCAAAAUCGCGUUCUCGCUCAGGAACCUACAGAAGGUUUCGGGGUCAUCACUGUCCCUGAUGGAAAUGCCGGCAAGUACAAUCAAAUGAUGCAUCAGAUGAAGCAAACGCUGGAAGCAACAGGACAGAUGGCAGGUCCGAUUCCCAAGGGCAUUCGCCUUUACGAGAUGCUCCAGAACAACUUGCCGACCUGCAUGUCGGACUUUAUCAACUCGAGAAACCGCCACGCAGAAGAGGCCAUCAAGCUCUGUCGUCGAUGGGGGGGACUUGAGCCUGCGCCCGAGAAGCAGGAAGUCGAGACGGCCGACCAGGAGGCAGAGCCGGAGAAGGCGAGCAAUGACGAGAAAGAAGGCCCUGAAGCGGCCUCCUCGGCGACCACUGUUCGCGAUUCCUCUGUCCCAGCGUCACAGGCGAGCUCGGAAAACUUUGAGCACUUCUCAGUCAAGGAUUUGUGCGUCGUCGCCGCGCCGCACCCUUCAGUGCUUCGCCAACUUCGCUCUGAGCAGCUUUCACAGCAAACAGAGACUCCGCAGGCGACGCAGACUCGGAGCUCGUCGGAGGCAGUUGUUGACGGCGACGAGGCCCAAGCUGAGCAAGAAGACAGCCGCCUUCCGUUGGAGCGUCUCCUGCAUGCCCAGAACCAGAAGAUCGGCUACCUGGAACACCUGCUGGAACAGCAGAGAGCGUCGCACUUCUACACAGGCUACGAAGGCGCCUACCCAGAGUUCACGGGGUACGAUGGGAGUCGCAGCAGCUCCGGCUUUUCGCAAACCGCAGCCGCGUCUCGCCAGGGGACCGACAGCCGGGCGCCCGGCGCCUGGGACAGUCGAGCCGCGAGCGGCCAAGCAGGCGGCAGCAAGUUGACGAAACCGGAGAGAAAGUCGACCCUAGCCCCUGGAUCCUCGCAGAAUGCUCGAAGCGUGAAGCCUUCCGCCGGCGUCAAGGGCUCCAGUCGCGCGUCCAGCAAGGACAACGCAGGCGUCGCCAACGCAGGGAAGGAGGCUGACCUCGACGAGGUGUUCCGCCGCUUCGUGGAGGCGCGCGCAGCGGUGCCGCUCAGCCGCUGUCUCCGCCGUGUCCAGAAAGGCGUCUACUUCUUGGGCGACUUGAAGGUUCUUGUGAAGAAGUCACACAACGGCGACAUCCUGUGCAUGGCGCAGCACGACGUGUCGCGACAGCGCGGAUCCCUCGGCGAGUACGGAAAGAAGUUUAUCUCGCUCGAACGCUUCUGGACGCAAAUGUGCAAACACCUGGAGAGCGCGGAGUAG